UGCUUCCGGGUUAGUAAGCCCGACCCUCCUCUUCAGCGGCUGGUUGGCCCCGCCUCUUCCGGGGAGGGAUACUCUAUGGUUUCCUAGCGUCCGGAAGUUCUCCUUUCCUUUUUCCGGCGCGGCCUCCAUUGCACAGCAACAGCUACAGCAGCCAUGGCGGUCCGCUACCCGAUGGCCGUGGGCCUGAACAAAGGCCACAAGGUGACCAAGAACGUCUCGAAGCCGCGCCAGUGCCGACGCCGAGGGCGCCUGACCAAACACACCAAGUUUGUCCGGGACAUGAUCCGGGAAGUGUGUGGCUUUGCACCUUAUGAGAGAAGGGCCAUGGAAUUGCUCAAAGUCUCCAAGGACAAGCGGGCACUGAAGUUUAUAAAGAAAAGGGUGGGGACUCACAUCCGGGCCAAGAGGAAGCGUGAAGAACUCAGCAAUGUCCUGGCGGCCAUGAGGAAGGCAGCAGCCAAGAAGGACUGAGCUGCCUUGUCCUCCUCUCUGUCCCAAUAAAGCUUCUUUAAGACAUUC
Molecule: messenger RNA, 519 nt
Organism: Hemicordylus capensis (graceful crag lizard)
Lineage: Eukaryota; Metazoa; Chordata; Lepidosauria; Squamata; Cordylidae
Gene: RPL36
Product: ribosomal protein L36
Exons: 4
Coding region: 154-471 (105 amino acids)
Biological process (GO): cytoplasmic translation
Cellular component (GO): ribosome; cytosolic large ribosomal subunit
Molecular function (GO): structural constituent of ribosome
Source: RefSeq, a predicted model, not a curated record